This is a messenger RNA of Linum trigynum, 948 nucleotides long. The record is from the annotation of a GenBank genome assembly. NCBI's taxonomy places the organism in Eukaryota, Viridiplantae, Streptophyta, Magnoliopsida, Malpighiales, Linaceae.
AUGGACUCGUGGCCUCUCCUCCUAACUUGCCUCGGCUUCCUCUCCCUCUCCCGCCACCUCAUCAUCCCUCUCCUCACUUACCUCUCCACCACCGCCGCCGCCGCCAAGCCAGAGGACCUCAAGACCAGGUACGGCCCGUGGGCCAUCGUCACGGGCUCGACCGACGGCAUCGGCCUGGCCUUCGCCGUCCAGCUGGCCCGACACGGCGGCCUCAACCUCGUCCUGGUCGGGAGGAGCCCCGCCAAGUUGAAGCGGGCUUCGGCCCAGAUUUCGUCCGAGGUUGGCAAUCACGUGGAGAUCAGGACGCUGGCGGUGGAUUUCGCGACCACGGAAGACGUGGAGAGAGUGGUGAGGGAUGGAGUGCGUGGGCUGGAGAUCGGCGUGUUGGUGAACAACGUCGGGAUGACGUACCCUGGAGCCAGGUACUUCCACGAGGUGGAGGAAGAGGUGUGGACGGAGAUGGUGAGGGUGAACUUGGUGGGGACGACGAUGGUGACGAGGGCGGUGUUGGGCGGGAUGCUUGAGAGGGGGAAAGGAGCUGUCGUCAGUGUAGGCUCCGGCGCCGCUGCUGUUCUGCCUUCUCAUCCGCUCUUCGCCGUUUAUGCCGCCACUAAAGCCUACGUGGAUCAGCUUUCGAGAUCCUUGCAUGUGGAAUACAAAGAGAUGGGAAUCGACGUCCAGUGUCAGGUGCCGCUGUACGUAGCCACCGAAAUGACGCGCAAAGUGGCCAUGAUCGAGCAACCAUCGCUCUUCAUACCUUCGCCAGAGGCGUACGCAGAGGCAGCAGUUCGUAGGAUCGGCGGCGAGGCUCGCUGCACGCCGUAUUGGGCUCACUCCGUCCAGUGGUACUUGGCUCGUCUCGUGCCGGAAUUCCUCCUCGAUUCCUGGCGCCUCUCCAUUGGAAUCAGCAGAAGGGAACUUGAUAUCGUACGUUGCUCACAGACUUGA